AUGCUGGCACGCGUCGGCGCUGCUGCACGCGCCGCUCUGCCACGUGUCGGCUGCGCAACGUGCCGCUGUGCGCGGCGUUACGCGGCCCCCGCGCGCGCCAGCACUCGCUGCUGCUGCUGGGCGACGACCGCGGGGGCGUGGCCGCGCUGCGCUUCCGCAGCCAUCCGUUCGCUCUUCCGCAAGCGCCACCCCGACCGCGUCGACAAGUACUACUGGCUGGAGCUGGACGAGCAGCCCGAGUGGGUGACGGUGUCGGUGGAGGCGAGCGUGCACGCGGACGCCGUGCGGCAGGUGGCGUACUGCGCAGACAACGACACCGUGGUGUCGUGCAGCGCCGACCCCAACGCCACCAUCGUGGUGCGCCACCUGGCGGCGCGCCGCGCGCCCUACGUCUUCCGGCUGGCGCGG
Molecule: messenger RNA, 408 nt
Organism: Gryllus bimaculatus (two-spotted cricket)
Lineage: Eukaryota; Metazoa; Arthropoda; Insecta; Orthoptera; Gryllidae
Source: the annotation of a GenBank genome assembly